AUGCGAACACGAGCCGUGAGCUGGUUCCAGUUGCUUGCCUUUGUGCACCAGAUACUCACCCCAAAUGCUCGAAUAAUAUCCUCGCCACAAUCGACAGCAGCAUUUGCCUCGGACGCGCAACUUCAGCCAUCUGAACUCUGCUCUACCUCCAAGAAAUCACCAGUAUCAGAACAGGAUACUCUGACUGAGAAAAUCUGUGGCGCUGCUGAUUUAGCCUCAUUUCAGGAUCUGGAUCCUGAUCCAGACAGACGUGCACUGGCUCAUUGUUUGGCUGUACGUAUCGAAGAGGCUCUUCUACCGCAUGGAGCACGACUCCCACACACCUCAAUUGCUGCUGCCGCAGCUGCUAGUGCAGGAGCUAGCAGUGGGGCCGCUGUGACUGCCAGUUCGCUUGGUAGUCCUGGUGUCACAUCUGGAGAAGAAGCAGGAACCAAUGAGCGAACCGCCAAAUCGGCUUUUGGACUUGCUAAUCCUCCAGUGACGACAGGAACAGACGAAGCGGUUACAGCACCUAAAUCUGGCUGUCAAACGACUGCUGAUUCAGUUCACGGGACACCGUCAUCUGAAGAGGUAGCAGUCAAUUCUACUGCCGAUUCAGCAGCCUCAAACGCAGCGGCUGCGGCUGCAGCUGCUGCUGCCGCUGCCACUGCUGUAGCUGCCUCGCUUUUACCUUUGUUAGUGGUUGUAGUACCUCCUGUCGGCGUCGGACUUGAACGUGCAGUUCAUUUACAGCGUGCCCUUUUGCCCAAGCCAAUAGACGAAAGUGCAUCAUUGCUUCCAUCAGUGAAUUCCAAAUGCAAGUUAUCAAGCCUUGGCAUCCGCAAUUCCGGUUCUGCUUUAUGGGCACCCCGGCUCAUCUAUCUCCUAGAAACGGCAAUCCAGGUUGAUCUGGAGGCAGUGAAGCGUAUUCGCAGAAGCUGCUGGCCUUUUUCACCGGGUCGGUUUCUUUCCAAGUCGCAAUCUGCAAUCGAAUCGGCUCGUUUUCGUCUUGUCUCGCCACCUCUACCCCUUUCCGUUCCUUUUACUUCUCCUUCUCGUGACGCCGUCGACUCUGCUGGUCGGUCUGCCUCCGAUUCUGACAGUAAUGGCUGGGCUGGUAUUGCUGUUGCCACGGCAGUCGCUGCGGCCGCUGCAGCAGCGGCCGCAGCCGCAGCUACUUCUGCCGCCCCAAAUAGCGGUGCAGAACCUAGUACUGAUCUAAGCAGUUUUCCCACAUCUUCUACCGAGUCCGGUGCUCCUAGUACUGCACUCUCCACUGUGAUUCCACAGGCUCCCCUCUUCCUUCUCUGCCCUGGCCUUCCGCAGCUACCAGCACCCAGUCUCUUGCUGGCCCUGUUAGCUGGCCUCGAGGUUGCCUGGUCCAGCCCACAGGCUCCUCGUAUUUCAGCUUCUGACAUGCUGGAGGAACUGAUGCCUGGUGGAUCUGCUGAAGGCCCAUUUCCGGUCCGCGGAGCCCCAGAAUCAUGCAAACAAAGAGCAGUGAGAUUGGUCGUGGACAUGGGAUGUCGUCGGGCCGAUUCUCGGUCCACCCUAUUCCAGCAAACUCUUGCUGUAUUCUCUCUUCUCUCUACAGCCUGCCAUCAGAUCGAUGCAAUCACUCCUGCACCACCAGCCCUCUUGAGAGUUAUUUCCACUGGGCCACAGCAUAAUCAGGGGCUGUCAGGAGUGGCGACCACAACAAGCGCUACCCCUACUGCUUCCAUACCCUCGACUCCGACAACGGCUACAUUAACGUCAACUGUCUCUUUGCCAACGCUACGCCGAGAUCCUUAUCGCCCCCUGCCGCCUUUGCCGCCGUUACAUCACUUGAUGGCCAGAUUGACUCCGCGAGAGUUGGCCGUCUGUUGUUCGGACGCAAGACGAAAUCUACGUCUACGACUUGGUUUUGCUUGGUUUGAGGCUACGCAAGCUGCUGUGGCCUCUGUUGCCGCUGCAGCCACUGCCAGUGUUGCACCUAGACCAACCCGAAACCCAACUUCUGGAUUUGAAAAGUAG
Protopolystoma xenopodis is the source of this 1995-nucleotide messenger RNA. The record is from the annotation of a GenBank genome assembly. Lineage: Eukaryota; Metazoa; Platyhelminthes; Monogenea; Polystomatidea; Polystomatidae.